CUGCUGGGUUUUGAAUCUAAAGACGCUAAAGAACUACUAGCAAACGGCUGAAGAGGCCACUAAUUUUAACUUAUAAAAAUCAAUGCAACAUACUCGCGACCUAGGGUCUCGCCCAAAUUUCAGGCUCAGGAUAUAAUUUCGAAGCAACUUAAGGUUUUGUGAUAGAAAGAUACCGCUAUUGCAGUGCUCGAAUUUAUUGUUGCUGUACUUUGCCCCCGCAUGUGCUCAUAAAUGAAUAUGUUACCUCUUUUCAAUAGCUAACUUUUGUCUGUUGUUCUCGUAGUUAUUUGCUCUUCAGUUCAUUAUUGCACUCUUCGUCCAUUUGUGUGAGUAGUACUGUUGUACUGUUUUUGUUUUAGACAAUAUUACUUUCUGCUUUUUCAUUUCGGAUGCGUACUACUAACAUAUUGAUUAUUCUCUUUGCCUCCAAUCCCACUUUCACAACCCAAUUAAUUAGUACGCAGUUGUGCAUAUAUGGUAUAUCGUAUGUGUGCAUGUGUAAGUACGGAAAAAUUCCGCUGCCGGUUCUGCCAUUGACGCCAUCCACGCUUCAUUCAUCUUCACGCAUUUUAUGAUUUUUUCGUAAUAUUUACGCCGAUGACUAAACUCAUUUUAUUUUGUAAAAGGCGAAACCUCGCCUUUCUGCUCUUUGCUCUCAUUUAUCGGGAACAUCAGUUUCGCCAUCAGUUCAAUUUGCUCGAUUUUUUGCCGCAGUUGUGAAAAACUUUUUAAGUGUGUCUAUGUUUUUGUCCGCCUUUUGGGGUCAACGUCAUCUGGAGGGUUGUUUCCGUCAUGUUUCGCUCUCUGCGCUAUGGAAAUGGUUGCAGUCUGUUUGUGUGACGCUGAAGGUUUCGCUUCGCGUUGCGCAGUUCGGCCCUUUAGAUUUGAUAUUGUAUGUUUUCGGUGAAAGAGCCAACGUCUGCAUUCGAAACGUGUUUAUGAAAAUGUUUACGUCUGUGUUGGUUUGUAAGCGUGUAGGUAUGGUGUUCAUUCCAUUUGCUGGCUGUCUGUCCGCAUUCUUUCCUCGUGUUUCCACACAUUUUAUGUGCUUUUUAUUAUAUGGUCUGUUUUUUUUCAUUUUUAAUUUACUUAACAUUACUUCGUUGGAUUUCGGUUAACUGUUCUAGAUUUUCACAACGUCAAGCCGUUUCUCUUGUUUUUGCAUAAAGGCAUACAUAUGUGCUUGUUUAUGUAUUCCUAUUAUUACAUGUACAUUUAUUUAUUUAUGAAUGUGUGUUUUUCGCGGUUACCUUUUCCGGCCUUAAUUUAAAGUCUAAACCCGGGCGUACACAUAUUUAUAUCAUCAUUUAGAUAAUUAUUAGAUAAAUAGGCAAUUUUUUCAAUCUCUAAUAUUAAAAGCCUCUCUUAUGUAGUUCUCUACCAUGGCUAGUACCCAGUUUGAGAAUUACACGAGUUACCUAAUGUAAAAAUCGAAACAGUCUAAUAUUUGAUAUUGUAUUGGUUAGCGUUUUGACAUAACUUUCUGAUCUAUUUAUGUAAAUGUAAAACUUGAAUGUGCAUAUGUCCAUAAGUAUGUGUGUAUGUAUUGUACUGAUGUAUGUAUGUAUGUUAAUGCAUAUGCAUCGUCCUAUUACUCUCAGUAGUAAGCAUCCUUUCUGUACUCUUCACACAAAACCACGCACUCACACAGAGAUUCGAGUACAGUACCUGCCAUCCACAUACUUAUGUACACACAUGAAGGCAUCGUUAACCACAAUUUAGAUAGCUAGCAAUGCCAAAAUACUCGUACAACCUGUAUCUGUACGAACACUGCUUUUUCUGGGGUAGGUCAGUGUCGGCUGUAGAUUGAGCCUGAGAAAGUAGCGUUGUGACAAUGUCACAAAGGCUUCCCAAACGCAAGGAUAUGUGUAUGUGUAUACAAACAAUAGCAUAGUAUAUAUACAUAUAUUGAUACAGAAAAAUGUGAAAUAUAUUCCUUUACAUAUGUAUGUAUGUACGAAAGUAGAGUAAAAAAAUGGUCUAAGUAAAGUAAGCGACAUCAAAACAUUCAUUACUAUUACAUUAGUUAGUGUUAGGUUAGGUUGGGAGAUCGAUCCUAAAAAAUAGGUUGUGGUACCUAAAAACUCCUAUAAGCUUUUGAUCCAGCUCCUUACAUAUCGACAAAGCGCUUUGAGUCCAUUAACAAAUUUGUUGCGACGGCUAAUAUCCGUUUCGGAUAUGGCUAAGUCCACCGCCGAAUGUAUGAUUACCAAGAUGUGUCAGUCUCAGCUUUGCAAAAGCCGCACAGUGGAGGAGAAAGUGCCUGACAGUGUCCAGUGAGAACUCCUACAAUAGUGGCGAGAUGAACAUUGCUCAAGGCAAGAAGUUCGCGUUUUGCGGUUACAUUUGAGAAAAUUUAAAACAUUUGGGACGCCCGCGCAACAAUAUAGCUUUUACAUUUCACCUAUAUCACCACUUUUUAUUAAAUGGAGCACAAUUUAUGACACACAAAGCCUAACUCCGCGAUGGCCAAAUGGCACCACCGAGACCAUAGGUAAAACGCUUAGUGAACUUGGUGCACAAAAAUUCGACUUUCUUGCGGAAUAUACACUGAUAUACACUGAUAUAUACUUACAUACUUGUAUAUAAUGUAUGUAAUAGAAACAACAGCACAGCCAACUGUAUUAUUAUUAAACGGACAGACGGACAACGUCGAACAUUGGUAGUUGGCAGUUGGCAGUGACAGUAGCCAAAUAAUAUAUACAUACAUACGCAUGUGCAUAUGAACGUGAUGCCACACCGGGAAAAAGUCAUAAACACAGUAAAUACGUACAACUUGAAGUAACUCUACAGUAAAGGUUUAAACUAGUUAGUAAAGAUACCAAACUAUAAGUAGAAAUUCCAGGCUGCAAUCUUAUUGGAUAGAAAAACAUUAGACACAUACCUUAUAGAACCAUUUUCGAACAGUUAUUUGAUUUAGCCAGUGGUGUGCUCCAAUAUCUAAAAACUUUUUAUUUAUUUUUUAUUAUGGAAUUUUCAAAAUUCUUUUUCUUACUUUUGUAUUACAUGUUGCGAUAAUGCGUCGGUGACUGCGGUGACAAUGGAUAUUAGAUAAUAUGUACCUAAUUUAUAUGCGAAUAUGUGCAGUGGUAUUCUUAUUGGACAACGUCCAGUAAGAACUCUAACAAUUGCGGCAAGAAAAACCCUGCUUGGAGCAAGUGUUUCUGUGGGCGUCCUGCGUUUUAAACUAAGAAAGGAUCUUGCAAUCGUACAAGAGCGAGUUGUUGACCAACGCUUGCUGAACUUACGCAGAUUCAUAAAUCUACCGCUAAAGGACAACGGAUAUCUAGUUUUCAGGCUUUGCAGUUUUUAACAAUUACGCCAAUUACACAAACGGGUCUAACAAUGCAGUACGUUAAUGCUAUCGAUAGUGUGACGAGACACUUCUUGACUAACUUUGAGUGCACAGGGAGCGCUCUCAAAAUUAGUAUUGCCGCUAUGCUGUCGAAGUAAAUGAUUACCUCUCUGAAAGAGGUUGCUUAACUUUGACGGAGGUCUCCUUACCGAAGACUCCCUCUCCAAUCUUCUAUCACUCACUACAACCUACUCCUCGCUAGUAACUUCGGCCCUCCCACAUACAUAUCUUUCGUUGCGGUGUGCGAGUAAAGAAAGAGCCACCAGGAAUGGACCUAACCGUAAUUAGCUUUGCAUUAUGUAGACUUCGACUAUUCAUUUAAAAUAAUCAGGUUUAAAGUUAAAUUAAGUUAUAAUCGGAUUUAUUACGUACACUAUUUACAAUAAAUAUAUUUUGUUUCGUGUACAUAUGUAUGUGUUCUUUUACAAUCAACUGGCUUUCCAUAUUUCUCCGUAUCACUGAUUUGAUUUGGCGCAAGUGCAUAUAAAUAGUCACAUAGAUGCGCUCAUGCAAAAAGGUGGAUAUGUACAUAAAUAUAUAUGUAUACGUAUUUACAAUAAUGCAGUUAUGUAAAUACUGUGUAUAAGUAUGUAAUUAGCGUUUACACCUUAGCUAGGCAUUAUCCAAUUUGUAGUAAACGUCUAGAAAUUAUCCAAAAAAAAAAAUUUUUUAUAGUUUACGAUCUAGGUGAUCGUCGCAGACACAAUCAACCCACUUGCUUUCAAAUUAAAGCUUCUUAAAGUCAAAACAAGCUGUAAAAUAGCAAAACUGGCAACUCUGUUGUUGGCGAUGAUUAUUCUCGCUUUGUCUAUCUCAUUAAUGUUGCUUUUGCCGUGCGAUAUUUUAUUUCUGCUUUUGAGUUCUGUGUACAAUUGCCUUCUCUUAUGAGUUACAUGAAACAUUGGUAUAAGUAGGCACCUGGUAUGAGCGGGCAAUCUCUCUCGAUCGGCGCAACACGAGCAUACGUUAUUUACGUAUGUACACAGAGAUCUGCAUAAAAACACGCUCAAAUGUGAUGUGGUGGUUCCUUCUUGUGGCUACAUAUACAUACAUAUACUGCCCGUCCUAUAUACAUAUGUAUGUAUUUGUUUGGCGCUUUUCGCUUUUUAUUUCAAUUCUCAAUUUGCUGUUUUGCUGAUUGCGGAGAUAUUUGCCAGCAUUGCGAGCGAGCGCCACCGCCAGCGCCACUGAAGGGGGCCUCGCAGUUUUUAGCUUUAAGUAUAUGAAUUUAGUCGUUACUUCACUUUCGUCGCGUAUGUGUUGAUCAAAGUGAAUUAUUUUAUGGUUGUCUCGAAUGCGCCUGCGCUCUGAAUUCGUGCGAAUAUACCUAUACAUACUUAUUCGCACAUAUUUCAUCUCCGGCUUGCUCCUCUUAAUUUUGAUCUGCUCAAAUUCGCUGGUCAAGCCUAUUCUUCAAAGCAAGGAAAAUCGCACAGUUAAAAAUUAAAACAUGAAAUAAAAUUAAAGUAAAAAAAAAAGUGUAUAUAUACAUAUAUAUGUAAGUGAUAAUUAGAGUGCUAAAUAUACAUAUAUGGUUUUUGAUUUCUUGUGAUCAGUUAGUUGUGGUUUCAAUACACAAAAAAAAAUUAUUAAUGCCUAAAAUGAAGGAAAUUGUGUUAAAUAGUGGCUCGUUCUUUCGACACUUGUGACAUCACUUGUUUAUUACUUUUUUUCCCAACAGUUUACUGUCGACAUAAUUGAAGCGUGUGUGACAAACAACAAUAAAGCAUCGAAAACCCUGCACGAAGGCAGAAAAAACGGGAAGACGACGGAAACGAUGUUUCGGAGAUAAAAUAAAGAGUAAUACUAAAAAAUUUACAAAGCAAAGCACGACGAAAGCAUAUGCAGUUUUAACUCGGCGUAGAAAAAGCGACAAGUAAUAAAAAAACGCACACAUACAAGCCGGCAUGCUUACACAUACAUGUAUAUAAUAAAAUUUAAAACGAGCAUAAUAGAAAAUAAUACGAAAAUUAAAAAAAAAGUAAAGUUUUUUGGCCGUUUGUUGUUCGUAUGUCAAUUUGAUGUAAUGUUAUCAGGGCUGUGUAACAGUGAAAUAAAAAGUGUUCACUUGGAAAUGAAAAUUGCAACACCGAAAUACUUGUAAUAAAAAGCUCACUAUCCUUAUGAAGUGCUUCGAUUGUGAAUAGUAUUAAAGUACACACAAAUUUUUGCGUUAAAAAAAAUCAAAAUAUUUUAUAAUUUGAAGCUCGUUGUAUCGAAAUUAUAUACUCAAGAAGUGAAAAUAAAAGUUGUAUAGUGUUUGAAAUUAAAAAAAAUUAAGUCAAAAUCGUUAAAUACAUAAAUCAGUGUUUUGGUAGAGUUUUGUGAGUAAUUAUUUUAAGAGAAAAUCGAAUAGCGCCGAAAUGUGUUAAAAAUUGAUAUACAAAUUGUUCCUAAUAGAAAAAUGUUCAACGACAACAACAAAACUAAAAGACAACAACAUGAGUCAACAUAUCCUCAGCUUGAGCUAACAGUACUGUGUAAAAAGGUAUUUAUUCCAACCACUCGUGAUAAUGAAGUUGACCUCAUUGUCUGUGCAAAAAAUGCUGAAAUCCAUUCAAAAAUCAAAGUGACGAAUACGAAGAUGCCAUUGAACGGAACUUGAUGUAACGCGAAGAGUGAAAACCAACCUCAAAAUUUAUAAAUUAACGAGAAUACAGACUAUUUCAGAACACUCUGAGUUUCCCAAGAAACAUUAAAGCACUGAAUUAAAAAAAGUAAAAAUACUAAUACACGGAAUUCCCCUAGAUUUUCAAGAGCCAAAAAGGGGAAAUCUAAGUCAAUGUCCAAAGUUAGUCCAAAAGUAAUUAGCCAAAAUGGAUGUUAAUUGUGAGCGAUUGAUUUUGAGUGCGGACAACGACCACAACCACAGUGGCAAUCGCGUCGAUAUGCCGAGGUUACGGCUUGACAACAAUGCGCUGCGUGCAGAACGCGGUCGACGUUGGUCGGCGGCGGCAGCAGCGGCGCAGCGUACACAAAACUCCACGGAUACGGGAGGGGGAGUGCAGAAGUGGCGUGCUGCUGGCGACAUGACGUUGGCAAUGAAGAUCGAAGCCAACUGUCGGAGCGUUUGUAUCAUCUGCCGUCAACGAGUGGAGGAGUGUUGCACACGUUGUUGCAGCAAUUACUCACCUACAAAAAUAGCAAAUUUUAAUGGCAACAUUGGGCGACAAGGAACGCCGCUCAAAAAUUCGCACAGCAGAUGUACAACGGUUAACUCACCAACAGCCACCAGUGCAACAACAUGCGAAGCUGAUACCGAUUGCAUCGAUCAGCAAUUACCAUUUUUGCAGGUUAACGCUUGCACAUGCAACGCCAUAAGCGCAGGCAGUUGUAGACAUCGCUUAAUGGAUGUGCCGCCUGCAACAACACUAACAACAAAGCUAGUUAACGAUAAUGGAAAUAUGCUAAAACCACUGGCCCGGCAACAAGUGCAGCGAUUCGCGCAAUUUGAGGAGUCAAGUGUGUCUGCGUUUGUGUGUUGCAACUGCCGACGGCAACAGCGACAUAGGUGCACCAAGAGUUGCUUUCACACCAGCGAUAUGUCACCUGCAUCAGCAACUGUGAUGAGUACACCUGUUAGGGUAGCUCAUUUGUUAAAGGAAACAACGAAAAUGCACCAAUGUUCAAGAACAUUACAUGCAACGCCAAUACGAAAUACAACAACAAAAACUUUAGAGUUGACAACAACUAAAGCUGCGAUCACUUCGGCACCAUCAUCAUUAGUUCAUAGCGCCUGUACAAAUUGCAUCGAGCAACAUCAAAGCCCGGUUGCUACAACAGCAACAACCACAAGUAUAAAUUCGACUGCGCUCUUCGAGAGAGCAUUGCGCUCAUUUCAGUUUUUAUUAUUGUGCAUACAAGUACAAUUUUUGCAUCCGGUUCACGAAAAAAUCCAUAGUUUUCUUUACAAAAACCAUAGUAAUAGCAAUAGCAGCAACAACAACAAAGAAUAUACGACAAAUAGUAAUAUUAGCAAUAGAAAUAAUAGAAACUGUAAUACGAAUACGAAAUCAAAUAAAAGACAUGAAAAUGAAAAAGCACAACUGCAAAUGCUGGCAUGGCAAGAGCAGCCGCAACAACAACAACGUCCUCCACUCUCAAGACUGAUGCAACAAAUUCGCUGUAAUUCCUACUACAAUAAUAAUAAUAGAAAUAAUUUUCUAAUGGAUAUAGUCAAUAGUAACAAUAAUUAUGCAAAUAUAUUUAAUACAUCACGAACAGAGCAACAACAAUACGCCAAUGCUAACGCCAACAAGAAUAGCUGUAAUAAUAGAUAUUUAAGUAACGAUAUACUUGUAUGCUCGCAACCGCAACAUCACAUUAACCACCGUACAGUACAACAUAAAUCACAGAUAUUACAACAACAUGUACAUCACUAUAACUUAAUAUUACCAUCGUCAACGUCAGUGCUAACGCCAACAACAGCAUCACAUCGACAGCACAGUCACCACAAAUCGAGCAAUAUCGCAACACUACAAUUGCAACUGCAACAUUUGCGUUACUUCAAAAUGCCAAAUCUAACAUAUUUGUAUAAGUUACUACUAAUUCUGUCGUUCCUAUCACUAUUUCUACCAUCGAUAAAUGCACAGACAACACACGUUAUUGCGACAUCUUCAGCUGCCGCAGCGUCUAGCCGCAAUGCUAUCCGCACAUCACCGGUGGCUUUGGGCCGCAAUGAGACUGUAUGCCGCUCCUUAGAUAUACGCAACUCUCCCAGCGAAUUGAGUCAGUUGCGCAAUUGCACGGUCAUAGAAGGUUUCCUACUCAUCACACUCAUGAAUCAGCACAACCCGCAGGAGUUCACACAGACCUUUCCAUUGCUAACAGAAGUCACGGAAUUCAUCAUCAUUUAUCGGGUUCACAAUCUACGAUCGCUGUCACAAAUCUUUCCAAAUUUAAGCAUCAUUCGAGGUACAACGCUGUUUGAAGGUUAUGCCCUCAUUGUCUACUACAAUCCACAUUUGGAGGAUUUGGGCCUUUCCAAACUAACAACCAUAUCACGUGGUGGCGUACGCCUUGAGAACAAUAUCGUACUUUGUUAUGUGAAGACAAUUGCUUGGAAGCGCAUUGUAAACAGUGACGCGGAAAUAACAAUCGAGAAUAAUAGCAAAUUAAUUGAGUGUCCCAAAUGUCCGGGAGACACAAAGGCUGGCAGAGAAGAUAGCGUCGAUACCGAAUUAACCUGCAAGGAAUUCGAUGGACAAAGGCGUUGUUGGAGCAAUAAGAAGUGCCAAAAGAUCUGCCCUGACCGCUGUAAAAAUAAUUGCGUAAACGAGAACACUUGCUGCAAUGAGAACUGUCUUGGAGGCUGUUCGCCCAACAACUUGGAUGAAUGUAUCAGUUGCCGUGAUUUCUCCAUCUACAACAACACCUGCAUAGAGAAAUGUCCUCCUAAUUAUUUUAGCUACUUGGAUCGUCGCUGCCUCACUGCCGAGGAAUGUAUUGGAAUCGGUACCAAAUUCGAAAAUAACAAACCACAAAUUAUUGUGCCUUAUGACGGCAAGUGUUCCACACGAUGCCCGAAUGGUUACAACAAAAUCGGCUCGACCUGCCAGGCAUGCGGCGACAACUGCGUGAACAAGUGUGAUGGUGCUCACAUCGAUAGUGUGGAGCGCGCGAAGGACUUUACUGGUUGCACGCAUAUUGUUAAAAACGGACUAACUAUAAGCAUUAAGCGUGGCGGAAAACACUUAAUGGAGGAGUUGGAAUCCGGUCUGUCGUCCAUUCAAGAAAUCAGCACAUUUCUAAAGGUACAAGGUACAUACGGUUUGACUUCAUUGUCGUUUUUCAAACACCUAAAGCGUAUUAAUGGUACUGAACUCAGUGAAAACAAAUUUGCAAUUUAUGCACUUGAGAAUAAUGAUCUUGAAACAGUUUGGGGCAAAAACCGUACCGUAGAUAUUGAAAGGGGUCGCGUCUUCUUUCAUUUCAACCCAAAGCUAUGUUACAAUGAGAUUGAGAAACUCCUUCGGACGAUGAAAGAAAACGCAACAUUCGAUAAAAAUGAAGUGGCCACGGAUUCCAACGGACAUAAGGGGUCAUGUAACACAGAAGAAUUGUAUGUUAACGUGACAAAGGUGUCGAGUCGUGUUGCGGUUGCGGAAAUCAAGAAUCCAUUGGUAUUUGAUGAUAACCGCACAUUCAUUGGUUAUCAAUAUUUUUUAAUGGAGGAUAAGUACAAAAAUGCCACCCAACAUUCCCAGCGCAUCUGCGACGACAGUUGGAUUGUGAGUGAUCCCACCAAAGAUAACCAAUAUAUCUUCGUAAAUCUGCAACCAUAUACUCAGUACGCAUAUUAUGUUAAAACUUGGACUAUAUCGUCGGAGAAACGUAACGCACUUAGUGAUAUACAUCAUUUUAAAACGAAAUCUGCGCAACCUAAAUUCGUACAAAGCCUAAACGCCUACGCAAUAUCGAGCUCUCAAAUCGCUAUUACAUGGACACCACCCGCGAAUCCGCAAGGCAAUCUAACAGUCUAUCGUGUACAUGCUACUCUCGACAAACGAAGUCAAGUCCUGGAUUCUCGUAACUACUGCAAGGAUCCCGCCCAAAUAGACAAAGACGAUGAUACAAAGGAUCCUACACGCGAUAGCCCUGGUGGCGUGACGGAACCACCAAACGCUGCCAAUUGCAAAUGUGAUGGUGAAAAAUCGCCAAGUCACAGUGACAUCGAUACCAGUGAGGCCACAAUUGUUGCUGGCAUCGAUUUCGAGAAUACACUACAGAAUUUCGUUUAUGUAAAGCACACAAACGAUAGCAAAAAGGCGAACCCUAAAAACGUCGAUCAAAACAAAAUUUCGCUCACGGAUAUAAAUGCCAAACAGCGACGCCGACGCAGUGAGGGCAAUCCUGAAGAUAGUUUUCUUGUACGCCACAUGCGUACUAUCCCCGAUAAUUUAGAAAAUAUUAUACUCAAGACGACAUAUGACGAUGGUAGCAAGGAGGAUGCGACCAUUAUAACUACGGUGGCACCAAUUGAGCGAACCACACUUGGCAAUAGAAAUGCAUCGAACAAUACUGACAUCCGUAUGGAUUCGACUGGUCAAUUUUAUGAGACUUUCGUGCAAAAUGUGUCGGCCACCACCAAUAAAUAUGAAUUUAAAAACCUCAAGCAUUUCUCUUUCUAUACGAUCGGUGUCGAAGCAUGUCGUGAGCCCGAAGAGGGUGCCACCGAGAAGGAAUGUAGUGAUAUACGCAUGAGGUUUGUGCGUACUAAAAAAAUGGAGGGUGUGGACAAAAUAGAGAAUUUGCGUGUAGCCUUAGUACAAACAAAUACAACGCGAAGUGAGGUUCGCUUAAAUUGGGAUCCACCAGCGAAUCCAAAUGGCGACGUAGUCUCUUAUACGAUUUCCUAUAAGAAAUCCGAGCAAGAUGCUGUGGAAGAGAAACGUUGCAUCACUGAAGUAAAUUAUCGCAAUUUGACAAAUGGCUACAUGAUGCCGUUACCGACCGGAAAUUACAGUAUUAGAGUGCGUGCAAAUUCAUUGGCUGGCGAUGGUGUUUAUUCAGAAAUUGUCUAUAUUGACAUUCCGCCUGAGAAAUGGUCUGGAGCUUUGAUUGCCGCUAUUUGUAUUGCAGUCAUUGGAAUUAUCUUGUUGAUGGGCGGUGUAUACUGGUACGUUCGACGAAAAUAUGCUCCUCCAAACGACAUCAAAAUCAUUCCCACCGUCAACCCAUACUAUAUUAGCCUGCAAUAUGUGCAGGACGGCUGGGAGGUAGAACGAGAUCGCGUUUUACAAUUAAGUCCACUGGGUCAAGGCUCCUUCGGUAUGGUAUACGAAGGUAUACUUAAAGGAUUAAACGGUACCGAGGAUACUCCAUGUGCCAUUAAGACGGUCAAUGAAAAUGCCACCGAUCGUGAACGGAUUAAUUUCUUGAGCGAAGCCAGUGUUAUGAAGCAGUUCGAUACAUAUCACGUUGUGCGGCUACUCGGCGUUUGUUCAGUCGGUCAACCUGCAUUAGUCGUAAUGGAGUUGAUGAAGUUCGGCGACUUAAAGUCAUACUUACGAGCGCACCGUCCCGAUAGCGUACAAGGUGAUGAAAUGCCCUUCAGGUACCGCGAAUCUGGCGUGCAACCACCACCAUUGAGUCGUGUCUUCCAGAUGGCUAUAGAAAUUGCUGAUGGGAUGGCUUAUCUAUCAGCCAAAAAGUUUGUACAUCGCGAUUUAGCAGCUCGUAACUGUAUGGUGGGUGCAGAUUUAACAGUUAAAAUAGGUGAUUUCGGCAUGACACGGGACGUUUAUGAAACUGAUUACUAUCGAAAAGGAGAUAAGGGCUUGUUACCAGUUCGUUGGAUGCCUCCAGAAAGUUUACGGGAUGGCAUCUAUUCCACUGCCAGUGAUGUUUUCAGUUAUGGUGUAGUACUUUGGGAGAUUGUCACACUCGCUUCACAGCCAUAUCCCGGUUAUUCUAAUGAUCAAGUAUUGCGCUUCGUCAUCGAGGGCGGAGUUAUGGAACGCCCUGAUAAUUGUUCAGACAAAAUUUAUGAAAUUAUGCAACAAUGUUGGGAACAUCGCCCCUCGAAACGACCAUCGUUCUUCAAAAUUAUACGCGUACUAUUGGAACAUGUGCACACAGACUCCGAAGGUUAUCUUUCACGCUUUCGUGAAGUUUCAUACUACUUCUCAAAUGAGGGUACGCAAGAACGUGAAAAAGAAAGAACCGAGAGUAUGCAUCCCUCUGGCGAUAUAUUCAGUGAGGAGAACGAAAUCGAUGACGCUACCACUCCGUUACGUACUGACGAAUUCAACGAAUAUAAACUUAAUUUGGCUAACACUUCCUCUGUAGAACAUGAAGGCGAAAGUCCAAUGGCCAUAGACGAUGACCAUCCUCACUCUCCAUAUAGCCACAGCCUAGGCUCAGCAAACAUUAUCAGCAGCACGCCCGACGCCCAGUCCAAAAAUAGCUACAAUUUCUCGCAAAUGUCGCACAACAAUCAAACUCUGCUUAGUUCGGUGCCAUCGACAUCGGCAGGUAUUGUCAGUGGUGGUUCUCACUCGCAUUCUCAUCAGUUACAUCAACCCGGUUCACAACUACGUCAAUCGCGCUAUAGCCAGUUUCCAACUGAAGAGACGACAGCCAAUUACGUACUUCCAGACUAUGAUCCUCGUACAGAAUUUAAUACUAAGAAUGGUCGACAAACUACCUUGAUUGGGGCUAGGAGUGAAAUUGACGAGCGCGGAUAUGAAAUGUAUGAUCCAAGUCCGAAUUAUCGCGAGCAUGCGCCUUACGACGCAGCUGUAGACGAGGACGAUUUUGAUGGUGUACCAACGACUGGUCAUAGUUCCAGAAUCGGAAGCGGCGGCCAACAACUAUUGCCACGAAAUAAACCGCGGCAUCGCAUGCCCACCAUAAUGCCAAUAUCUAGUUCAAUGCCAGAUGAAAUCACGGGCACACCUAUUUCUUCGUCCCUGCAUCCAUCUACUGCAUCGGCCGCUUCGUCAAAUGCCUCAUCAACCAAUACAACAACGGGGCGUUAUUCGGGUCUGAAAGCCGUGGCCGACAAAAUGCGCUUUAAAAACAUUAACCGGCGCAUCUUUAAUCACAAACGCACGGGUAGUAAUGCCAGCCAUAGGAGCACAAGUUCUAAUCCGAAUACCACAACUUCUUCGAGUAGCACUUCUAAUAUAGCAGCAGGAGCAAGCGUUGGUCGUGAAAAGAGUAUAAGCGGUCAGAAUUUGGGCACAAUUGAGAGUGGAGGCAGUGGGAGUGCUAGUAGCUACGUAACACCUCGCUUUUUCACACCUUCUUCCGACGUAAAUACGAGCAGCAAUCCCAACUACCGUUUGCUGGAUGAAACUGCAAACACAUCGUGUCUUUCAGGCGCAGGUGACAUGAGUGAUUUCUCAGCAAGUGCUAACAGGAAUUACAAACGCCUCGACGAAUCAUUAAACUCCACAUUAACACCUGAUAAGCCAGCCAGUAAAAAUACGGCACCAUCUACUAGCAUGACUAUUGAUAACUCCCCUUGUACUCUAAUAGGCGCAGCAAGGUCAGAUUCUGCACUACGCACCACUGAUAAUCCUAAUUACGUUGUAAUGAAUCAACCAGCAGCGCUUACCUUGCCGCCUUCAAAACUGACACAGACAACCAUUGCACAAAGUAGUGACGCUGCCGCUUAUACAAUGAUGGGACCUAAGCCACGUGAUCCAUGCACUAAUAGAUCAUCGACAUCAUCUCUUGGCGAUGAUCACAAAGUGGUAGACAAUGAUGAUGAUGAAGAUAAUGAAGAUGAAGACGAUGAGCCAACUGAACAUAUUAAAAUGGAACUGCUCGGUGGUCAUCGACGUGGCAGUGAUAAAGCGCAACAACAUCGCAAGUUGCGGGGUAAACGAAGCCGCAGCCAAAGUCAAAACAAAUUAGAUGAAAAACCAACACCAAAAAUAGGUAACUCCCCAGGAGCAACUCCUACCAGCUGCUUCUCAACUGCGGCUGAAGGUGGCAGUAGCUAUGUAAGUUUAACACCCAUAGCAACAACAGCGACUACACCUCCCCCAGCUAUGCAGUCUAAGCCCUCUACCACGUACUCACUUAAAGAGAAGUGGUUACGCCAGCAAUCCCAACAGCAGCAACAGCCUCCACCAAAUGGUUUCAUAGGACGUGAGACGUAAUAUCAGAAAGCGAAGGAAUAGCAUAGAAAGAAAAAGACAAGGAAGCGCACACUGCCAAAGUAAAACAAACGACGAAUCUUAAGAAACUUUAUUAUGUAGCACAAGUGGCGAAUAUAUUAGAUCCAAAAUAAAUAUCUAAAUUAUUGCAAAUUCUACCCGGUGGCAAUAAGUAUAUAAUUUGAUUGAUAUAUGUACAUACAAUGUAGAUGACGCAUCCUGAGUGCAAAUUUUUGUUUUUCCUACUGAUAGUUUUAAGACAAAAAAGUAAAUUAAAUAAAAUAAUUAAAAUAUACUAUUCUAUAUGUACAUGUGUAUGUAUAUAAAAACACAGAUAUAUACAUAUAUACUUCUAUGUAUAUAUCUAUGUAUAUAUAUAUAUAUAUAGGUAUAUUUAUAUACGAUAUGCCAAGCAUCAUUUAGUAUACUGUUUAAAUAAAAAACCAAAACUGUUGAGAUGUUCAACGCAGUCUAUUGUAUGAAUGAGAAAGGGGUGCUUAACACAGAGAAUUGUAAUGGAAUAUUAUAUAAUAGCGAGAUGCAAAUGCACUAGAUGAAAUGAAUAUGUAGAGAGCCAAAUGGUUAAAUUAUUGACGAAGCAACAACACAGUAAAAUGAAUGAAGGAUUGGAUACAAAUAAUUGUGCAAAUUAAAAAUUUAACUUAAAACACACCUUAUAAUUAAAAAAGGGAAAGAAGAUAAGAAAUGUGUUGGUGAGUUUUCCAAUGAAAUUAUGCAUUCAGUUAAAAUUAAUUGUUUGAAGUAUGAAAAAUAAAAGCACACAAAAAGGUGUUGAAGAAAAGAUACAAAGCGAGCUAAAUUAAAUAACUUUACUCCCUAAACUCUUUCUUGACAGUCGUGUAAUAACUGAAAUGUAUUGUCUUUAUUCACUUGAAUUUUGCAAUUUAGAAAAGAUUCGUACACUUUCGAAAUUUAGCUUACCAUAGCAAAUUAAUACGAUGAAAUGGCAUUUCCAGCAAAUAAGUUAUGCUUUCAGUUUUUGUAAAGUAUUUUCGAAAAUUUUGUUAAAUCCACGAUUUUAUAUUGUAAAAACUUGCAUCGAAUUUCUGUUAUUAGAAGAUUCCUAUUAGCGUUAAACUCGCCACAAAGUUGAGUUUGAUUACAGACAUCGCAUUAUAAAUGCAUUCUAAAAAAGAAGCGAGAGCUAUGACAAAGAAUUGCAUGCUAGUUUCAUAUUCAAUUCAUUUGAAUAAAACAAAUUUAAUUAUUUCUUUGAAGUUAUAUUUAGUCAAAAUUUAAAUUUUUACAAAUUAUUAUGCAUACCUAUAAAGUUUCACACUGUGGACUACGUGUAAUAGAAAUUAAUGUAAUGUACUUAUGAUGCUUUCGGCUUAAAAAUCACAAAAAACAAAUAUCAAAAUGAAAAAAAUUAAUUAAAUUAAAUUAUAUGUAAUACCAAAAUUAAGCAGAAGUAAUAAAAAAUAUAAAAAAAAAUUUAAUAAAUCAUAAAUAGCUAAAGUACUAAAGUAAAUGAAUAAAUACACAAAGAGUUGAAACUUUAAUAUGCAUUCAAAGUCUUAGCAAAUAAUUACGAGGAAAUUAUUUAAAAAUCAUAUUCUAAUUGAGAUAAUUAUGAAUAUAUGUGUUCAGCCAGGAAACAUUUAACACACAAACUUUUUUGUACUCAUACUAAUCAAUUAUUUAUAUAUAAAAAUUAAAAUUGCUUAUGAAAAUUUAUUUAAGACAAGAAGACAAAAUGUAUGCAAUUUCAUUACUGCUUAUAUACAAACGUUAAACAACAGUUAUUCGGCCUACAAUUAUGAAAAGAACAAUCACAAAAAACUAUUAACAACAUACAUGCAUACAUAUACUAUAUGUAUAUUGAAUUAGCAAUUUAUCGGUUAAACGUAGUUAAAACUUGAAAUAAUAACUUUAAAAACUGAUUUCCAAAUUAGAAAUAAUUUAAUUUUUCUUUAGAAAUUUUGAUUUUAUUUACUGAUUUAUGCACGAAUAGCGAUACAGGAUUCACACACCCACGAUAUAAAAAAUUUAUUAAUAAUAAAACAAACACAUAAAGUACAAAUUAAAUGUAAGCCCGACACGUAAUAUAAUAAGUGAAAUAAAUAACUGAGGAAUUUAUAUGAAAAUAAUUUCUCUUGGCAAAUCGUAAAUACUUAUCGAUUUCAAUAUAUUAGCAUAAUUAAUAGUAAUAGGGUUAAGAUAAAUAAUAAUAAGUGUUAAUUGAAAAUAUGUAUGUACAUAAGCAAAAGAAGACGUUAUAAUAAAUUAUGAACAAUAGUUUGUACAGUUGACCGUAAAAUUAAAAACAUUAACGGAAAAAAUAAGUAAAUUUCAUUUUGUUUCAAAAUAAACAUCCAGUAACUAAAUAAGAUUCAUAAAGUUAAGAAAUUAGAGUCGCAAAAAUCGUCAUUAAAUUAAAUGCAAAAGAAUUGGCGAUUGUGCAAAAGUUUUGAAUUUAUCUAUAUGCAGCUUUUGAAAGUAAUAAUAAAAAUAUAUUUUAUUUAAACAAAAGUUUUACAUUCGCUUUAGUACAUUGUUCCACAACUUUUUUUUACAGAAUCUGCUUAUAACAAACAAACUCAUUUCCUCAUUUCUUUUCUAAUAAAAUAGACUACAAAAUAAAUACACAUAUUCAUUAUACAAGUCAAAUAAUGAUCGUGCAAAACUCAUAGUUAAUGACGUGUAGUAUUUAUCAUAUUUUUAUCUUGGUUCGUAUUAGAUUAAAUGAUGUUAUUCGUAAUGAAUAUUUCGAAACAAAUUCAAUAAAGAUAGCGUUAUUACAUAUUUUGUUUAGAAGUUUUUCUACUCUAAAUCUUGAAUUCGCUUUUGUUGCAUUAAAUAGGUGUUUGCUAGGAUGUACACUCCAAAAAUAACGAAGAACGCUUACAGUUUUAAAUGGUACAUAUAUUUGAUCUUCUAAAUAAAUAAAAUUCAAAUUCAUUAUUCAAAUUAUAUUUUUAUCUCAAAAUAAAAUAAACAUUUAAAUGAAAAUUUAAUUAGAUUCCGUCUAAUUGUAGGACAAGAACUAAAUCAAAAUAGCAAUCUGCGAAAAUAUAAACGAAGAAUAAUUUUAUUCAACAUGUAUUUGUAUUUACAUUCGAUUUCUGAAAACCCACAAAGCACGUUUGGCCUCUUUUAUAUCAAAUUUUAAAUACAUGUAAACGUGUACAUACAUAUGUAUCUAUAUAGCAAAUGGCAUUGUAAUAUUGCACGCAAUAUUUGUAUUAUUUUUUAUACAUGUAUGUACAUGUAUAUAUAUACAACACUCUAUAAUACUAGUAUAUGUACCCACAAAUAAACUAUACGAAUUGCUAAUAUCUGACAAGGAUAUAAAAGAAUGCGAAUCGUGAAAAAAGUCGAUCGAAUUGAAUUUCUUACCAAAGUUGUUAUUCAACAAUGGUCUAAUUUUUUAGCGCGGUUACAUCAUAAAUAAUCUAGGCAGUUGAAAUUUUGUUAUAAGUGUUGGCUUUUGAGGAAUAAUGGUGCAAUCACUGUUUAUUUUGUAAUAUCAAGUUUCAAUAGCACUACAAAAUAUAUGUAUGCAGACGUAUAAGUAUACAACUGUACUACUAUAGCCCUGCAGUGAGUACAGUUCAACAAGUUUUUGAUUUGCUCUUGUAAAAUUAACUGUACCUAAAAAUUACUCAUUUAACUUCGGCACUCAAUUAACCCAUAAUUUUUGUUAUAACGAAGGAAACUAUGUUUGGAGAAGCUUAGUUUAAUCAUGCAUACUGAUAAUACCAUAAAAAAUGUGUAAAAAAUAAGCAAUAUAUAUAAUACUUUAAAUACUCGAAUAUAAAGCUUUUUAUAUUGAUCCCAAGCAUACGCCUAUACGCCAAGAAGUUUACAGGAUUAUUAUUUUAUUUUUUUAAUUAUUUAUACUAGCUGAACUCGCUUAUUUUUGAAGGAAUUCAGUAUAAAGUCUUUUUCAUGCUUUGAGGUGUGCACACCUGCUGAUGCAAUUUCCAAGUGUUCAUUUGUCGCCAAUUUACAAAGAAUAAAACUAAGAAGUAUAAACUACAACCCAUUAACAUGUAUGUACAUACAUACAUAUGUAUAUAUUAGUAUAUACAAUUAAGUAUACUAAAUAGACACAGGUUGCCCUUCAUAAAUGCAGUUACACACAUAUUAAAACUGUAAAAUAAUAUAUUUUAGAACUGUAAUGCUAAGAUAACUAGCUUAAUUUAAAUAAUGUAACAUUUACAAAAAUAUAAAAAAACUAAAGCAACAGUAAUAGAAACCGUAACAGUAACAAAAAAAAAUUCAAAAACCUAAAACACAAAACACAAACAGUAAAACGAUAGAUAUUUGAAAGAAAGCACCGAAAAGACUGAAAUAUAUACAUAGUUCCUUUGUUCUGAUUGUAAAAUGAGAAAAUUUAUUAUUCCAGCUUAGAAAGUGAUGACAGCAUAAAAUAAAGUAAAACCAAAGUGAAAAAUCAAUUAAAACACAUCUUUCACAAACUGAACAGCCAUUAUAAUAGACGAAAAUCAGCAAGAUGAUGAAUAGAUCUAAGUAUGGAACAGCUUAUGUACAUAUGUAUGUAUCGUAAAAAUGUGUAUGUAACGCUAACAAAUAUAAUUGUUUCGAAAAAUGUUAAGGCAUUUGUUAAAGCUUCAUUAUACUAUACCAACGUUUUGAUUAUUUACUGAAUUGAGAAUAUUUUUUUACAAGUUUAUUAUUUUAAGCAACCAAAUAUCACGGAAAUUGUUAAAGCUUGCAUUUUUAUAAGAAUUAGGCAAGUAGGUUUAGUAUAAAUAAUGUAUGUAUGCAAAGAAAUUAUCUGCAGAAAUUACUAAUUAUAAUCAAACGUGCAUGCAUACAUAUGUAUAUUUACCCAUACAUAUAUGUAUAUGUAUAUAUAUUAGUAGGUUGCUUAGAGAAAAAUGCUACAAAGCAUGUGCUAAAGAAAUCCAAAAGUUAGUAUAAUUUUUGAUAAGUAAAAGAAAUUAGCAUUAGAUUUUUUAUAUUUACAUAAUUACUAAUCAAAUGAAACGGAUAACAAACAUAAUAACAAACGUGCAUACAAUAUCCCCGCUUGGAAUAUACCGUCUUCUAAAGUAGCUUAAUUUAAGGAAUAUUAAUAUACACUAUUAAAUUGUAAUUAUCAAUAAAUUAUAUCUAAAUUAAAAAAUAAA
This is a messenger RNA of Bactrocera oleae (olive fruit fly), 19085 nucleotides long. Lineage: Eukaryota; Metazoa; Arthropoda; Insecta; Diptera; Tephritidae. The record is from RefSeq and is a predicted model, not a curated record.